Molecule: messenger RNA, 5443 nt
Organism: Lytechinus variegatus (green sea urchin)
Lineage: Eukaryota; Metazoa; Echinodermata; Echinoidea; Temnopleuroida; Toxopneustidae
Product: transcription factor GATA-3-like
Exons: 6
Coding region: 252-2417 (721 amino acids)
Biological process (GO): cell fate commitment; positive regulation of transcription by RNA polymerase II; negative regulation of transcription by RNA polymerase II
Molecular function (GO): DNA-binding transcription factor activity, RNA polymerase II-specific; zinc ion binding; RNA polymerase II cis-regulatory region sequence-specific DNA binding
Source: RefSeq, a predicted model, not a curated record
CCGUCGUUAUCAUAUCAGUCGUGUUUUAUCCUACAAGGGAGAUAGGACGUCGAGUUUGUUUGUGAAACAUCACAACCGCUAUCACUGCAAAACCUCGUUAAUCUAGAUAGUCGAGUAUUACUACUCUUUUGGACUCUUCUCCACAUUUUUUUUUCAUUAAAUAGAAUCUACUUUCGAUACAGUUUUGCUCCCAGUUGCCACACUGUUUUGAUUUUUAUAGAUGUCCAGUUUUUCGGCGAAUUUCUCGAUUCAUGGAACAGAGUGCUAGCGUUUGGGCAAGCUCGGUCGAAGCUGGACCCGUCAAGCCCGCCUUACCUGAUCAUUCAACACCAACCAAAAAGUCUUAUUCAGAUAAUAACAAUAAUAACAACAAUAACAACAAAGUGAUUGAACGACGUCGAAGCGAAGUGGACAUUGAUAGCCAUCGUGAAGUGAUCAUCGACAGCGGGAGAAUAGCUAGAGACGAUAAGUGCGACGAAAGCAACUUUGAUAGUGAAUACAAAGAGAGAGUCGAAGAGGAGAACGAGAGUCUUGGGAGUGGAGACAGCCAGGACAGACCAGAUAUCCACGCUCCUGUAGUUUCUGAGUCCAUCAAGAACGAGCCGUUGUCACCCGUUCAACAGACCUCAUUCGCUAGUGGAGAGGCAAACCGGGAGUUCUGGGUGAAACACGAAGCGAAGCGUGGUAUACCUCACCAAGUCGGUGUAGGCCAUCACCAACUCGAACACAACAGCAUCCUACUCCCGGGCAAAGAAGACGUUGAAGUGUUCUUCAGUAAUCUUGAUAAGAACCCUGCUACAGGACUGCCCCAUCAGCAGUAUCUUUAUCCCCAGUAUCAUCUGACAAGUGAAUCCCAAAUGUAUCAAAGUUCGGGUAGUAUCUCCCUGCAGAGUGCCAUGCCGCCGACCGUCUCUCCGGGUGGCAUGCCGACAUCUCAGCAGCACGGUUACGAGGCCUCGCCUACCUCCUACAUUCAUUCGCAAUCGAGCCCGGUCUAUGUACCCACAACCCGACCAUCGUUCUCCGGGAUGCCCCAUCCUGCACAGUUUAUUCAGCAUAUUCCAUCGGUGAGCAGCCCGAAUCACCAGAACCAGAGCGUCAUCAUGCAGGCGAACGCUCACGCUGCCGCAGCCGUGUGGAGCCCGCAGUCGGAUGGAAGUGGUGGUGGCGGCGGCGGUGGAGUUGUCGGAGGGGACAGCCAUCAUCGAGGAUAUUCCUUCCCCGCCAGUCCGGCGUUAACCACGGCCAACAGUCCGUUGUCCGGGCGACACCCUGGUUCGACGCCCAAUGGUCUGACUGGCUACUCCCCUUAUGCCGAUCCGUGGUCGAGCUUGGAUGGGUCGAUGUUGCAUUCGAGUAUGGGCCGGGGUGCAGGAGGAAACUUCGGCGGACGGAGACCAACAGAAGCAGAAGCUCAGAUGAUGAAGAAUAUGGAAGGAUAUACAGCCGUCUGGCCUAAUGAAUAUGGACUGGGUCGUGAGUGCGUGAACUGCGGCGCCAUCUCUACCCCAUUGUGGCGCCGUGAUGGUACGGGUCACUACCUGUGUAAUGCAUGCGGCCUCUAUCAUAAGAUGAAUGGGUACAACCGACCUCUCAUCAAAAACCCAAGAAGACUGCAGUCUGGCUCAAGACGAGAGGGAAUCACAUGUGCUAACUGCCACACCAGCACUACAACAUUAUGGCGUAGGAAUAAAGACGGUGAACCGGUUUGCAAUGCUUGUGGAUUGUACUUCAAAUUACACGGUGUAAACCGCCCUCUAGCGAUGAAAAAGGAUGGUAUUCAGACACGAAAGAGGAAGCCAAAGAACCCUAACAAAGGAAGCCAACAGAACAAUGCACGCAACGGAGGCGGGCAGUCAUCACCAAACGAUGUUAACAUCAAGGCAUCGUCACCCACCGGCAAGCAAUCCUCACCACUGCCUACUUCCACUCCAUACACCAGUCACCCGAUCAAAGUGGAACCUCAGUACCGUGUUGGCCUAUCCCCUCCUCCAGCGAUCAGCAACCCUGUGACGUCCUACAUCCCUGGAUUGGUACACCACAGCGGGCCCAUCUCAACAGCCCAAUCCCUCCAUCACCCGCACCACCACCCUGGCUCCUACGCUGCUCAUCUUGGAGCCCCACCGACACAUCUCUCCCACGGUCUCGGUAGCAACAGCGAGCAGACCCUGCACCUCACCCACCAACCCGGACAAACCAUCCUCCUGCACAACGGACCCGUCAACUCCGCCAUCAACCCUCUAAACCUCAGCGCCAAUACUAAUGGUGGCGCCGUGACCCACCACGCCGGAAGUCCCGGGGAGAUGCCCGGUAAUGAUUCAACAUCCCCUCACCAUGUGUUGUUCAGCGGUGUCAACCCUUCUCCGCCGUCCGCCGUUGCAGUACCGGUCUCCGUUAGCAAAGCAGAAUCGGAAUGAGAUGUAUCAAUCUGUAUACCCUGCAAUAUCGUGUAAAGAAAGAAAAAUCAUCAUCAUUUUGACUUCGCUUUACCUCCUCGCCAGAUUUCAUGUAUGCGGCGAUUCUAAAGAUUGUUAUAUCAUUGUAUAUAAUAAUUUCAUUAUCCACAAAGCGUCAAUGAAACUCAUAGAUGAUUGCGGAUAUUCCUUCCAGCAAAAUAUUGAGAAAGUUGCCUGUCAGAAUCAUACAGCAAGGAUGAAUACUGAUUGCUUGACAUUGAUCACUAGAACUUGAAAAAGAGAUUCUUGCAAGGUUCGAAUCAUGUGACAAACUUGACAGAGACAAGAAUGAUCGAGAUUGAAAGUGAUUGCCUUGUUACCACAACGAGACCCACAACGGCGAUCUCUUCCGAUUUCUCGCAAGGUUUCAAGUAUUUCGAAACACCAGGACAACACCGUAGUCACCAAGUUGGCAAGUACUUCUUGAAUUCGUACUUGGCUUGCUCACCUGUCUCAGUCACUUAAGCACCUAUAGCCUUGAUAGUUAAGCUGUGACCAUGCAACAAAUGUUACCUUUUUUCGGAACUCGUGUGAUGAAAGAUGAUCUAUGAGUGACAACAUAUUAUUUUCGUCAGUGUGACAAUAUUCAAUAGCUGCAAUGAAUAAGCAGCAUCGCUGGUCAUUUCAAUUCUUGUUCAUUGAUGAUGAUGAUGAUGAUGAUGAGAAUGACAGACGAACACUUUGAUGAAUUUGGUGUUGGAUAUAUAAGGAUAUAUAUUACAACGCCAACCAUUGUACAUUCAUUAAUAACAUCAUCAGUAACACAUUUAAAAAGUCUAGGGGAUCAGCUCCCGUUUUCUUUUUUUUUAUUUGAACUUAAACAAGAACAAUUAUUUUCUCGCAGCCUACUUGAUGAUGGAAAGAAAUGGUUUACACUUUUGAUACAGUGAAGUAAUCUCACACAGCAUGCCAGGGAGUCUUAUUCACACUGGGUCGGUGUCAUAUUAACACGUGUCGGUGUGGUUCUCCGAUUGACACUGUGAGUGCUAUAUUUAGCACCCAUAGUGCUAUCACCUCUCUAGUUGAAGUGAACUAUGUUGAUGGCGUAAUGUUUAACUGCUUAAUAAAUAUACGUAUAUAGACGUUUUUUUUUCUUUAAAAGUGAUAAAUAAUAAUUCACUUAAGCUAUUAAGAUCUACCGGAUCACCUGUAUCUAAAUGGCAUCAUUGAGUAUUGUUGCCAUAUUUGUAAAAUAGAUUUCUGUAAGUAAUUUUAUUGGAUAUUCUCUCUCCGAGAAAUGGUUGUACUCUUUGAUGUCACAGAAUACAUAUCGCUUUUGAAGAGUAGAAUAUUAGAAGAUCUUCAUUAUUUACGUGCUAGCUUAUGAAUCAUAACAUUGUAAAAAUAACUAUACAUGUAUAAUACAGUUUUUAUCACACGUGGCAUACAAGGCAUCAAUUUGCGAAGAAGAUGACAAUAAAAGAUAAGUUGUAACUUAACAUUAAUCUUGCCAGGUGACUUAUAAUUACAUUGCCAGAAUAUCCACUUUUGCCAAAAUUAUAUGAAUAAAUACUUGCCUAUAAUUAGCAGUUGACAGCAAGUGCGGGCGAAAUGAUCAGUUAUAGCCGUCCGUCUAUUGGUUCAUCAUGUCAAACGAUCUUGCUUGGUAUGUUUAUUGAAUGAGACGUUCAGAUAAAAUUCGUCAUUUGUUUGUUUUAUUUCCGUAUAUAAAAUAACAAAUACAAAGUACAUGAUACAUACAAAUACACAUAACAUAAAAUGAUAUUAAGGUCAAGGUUGAAAUACAGUAAUAAAAGGAAGAACGGAAGAAAAUGAAUUAUACGGCUGGUAGUCCAUAUUCUGCUGCAAUAUUGCAUAGCUGCUGGUCUUCCAUGGAGCCAGUUUACUUGCAAAGAGUCUAGGAUUACCGCAAUUUUAAAGAAGUUGACCAUCAAACAUAAAAGUAAAAAAAAAUUCUGUUUGAUGUCGAUUUUUUUUAAUCAUCAGACCUAUCAUAAUUAAUCAUUCCUUAGGGUUCUUUUUUGGUUAUUUUCUUAUAAUAAUCCUAUAUAUAACUGUCACUUUCUUUUGAACGAGCGAGUAGUUUUUGCCACCUUAUUUGCUCUCGAUAGCUUCUGACUUUCUUCUUUCCACAUUUUCGUUGUAUUCUUUAAGAAACUGGCAUUUGAUAUUAUGUAAUAAUCAAGUUUUCGUCUCCCUCAUUUUACCACUGUAUGUUAUUGAGUGAUGGUAACAUCUUGUAAAUAGUUUUGAUAUGACGUCACAUGAUGAAUAUUGUUCCUGUAACCUCAAUGUGUGUUGGUAAAUGUUAUUCCCCCAAUAAGGAUACGUCUUUGUCCUCUAAGAUAUGUUUUUUUUCUUCAUUUGUAGAUUCCCAAGUGAAUAUUUUAGAAGUAGUUUGUAGAUGGCUCCUAAAAUCAUAUAGGCAAUUACGUGUGGUAAAUGAUAAACAAUGAUUAUACAUACCUAUCAAAUUAUAUAUUUUUUCAGUUAUUACGCAUGCUUGAAAGUGACAAUCAUUUCAUUUAAAAGAAAUUUGGGAUAUCUUCACAUUGUAUUAAGUUAUUGUUAAAUGCUCCAAUGCCCGAGAUAAUAAAAAAAAAUGAGAUGAACGUGAUGAAAAAAAAUCAUUUUAUCGCACACUUUUUGAAAAAUGUAUAUUUGUACUCAAUUAGUAAAAACGAGAAUAUAUUAAAAAUUUACACAAAACAUUUAUCACUCAAUUAGUAAAAGAUUAAUGCAGGCCGCCAGGAUGAACAUUUGAAUGGUUUUAUUUAAAGGCCCUCUAUUGUAUAUGCAUUUUAUAUUGUGGCGAUCUUGCUAGUGUAUAUUAUUGAAAAAGUCCAUAUGAAAACCAAAGACUAGUGAUCAUCACUUUGUGUGUACUAUAUAUGAAUAGAACCAGAAAUAUGUAAAGUACUUGAUUGUUAUUCCGUUUAGUGUGAAGAGAUAAUUAUCUUGAUGUUAUUUAUUAAUCGAUGUAUCAUUUGAGAAGAAUAAAUUACAUGAACCAUAAGAAAUCUUAA